UAAUAAUAUGUACUUGAAAUACAGCGUUAUAUAAAUUAAAUUACCAAGUCAUUCUCUUGAAAUAAUUCAGUGACAGACAAAGUUGGUAUAAAUAAAUAAUAAAAAUUAUUAAAAAUGGUAAAUGACGACGUUGAUUUAGUCAAAGUGUCUAGACCAAAUACCAAACGAUCGUUACAAGAUAAAUAUGAUAUUCCAGUCGAGAAUUUAUCUUACGAGUUUAUCAACAAUUGCAGCAACACAAAAAAAAUUGAAAAAAUUAUUCUCAUCCUCCGUUCUGGUGAAGAAGGCUCAUAUCCUGAUCUUUUAAGACAUGCUGAAAAUCGAUUAAACAAAUUAAAGCCAAACAGCAUUGUACUACGUGAAGCAUUACCAGUUAGGUUAACAAAAAUGUUGGAUAACAAUGAACGUCAAGAAGUUGAUGAUGGUAUCAAUGAUUUUAUACAUAAAAUGAAGCUAAAAGAAAAUGACAUUGAAGCUGGAAAAUUGCUAAAUAAUAAACAAGAAAUUAUACAGCCAAAUGUUAGAAAAAUAAUUAAUAAUAAUCAUUCAAAUAUUAACAACAAAACAAUGAAUAAUAAUAAAAAAAAAAUAGGUGUUUGUGAUUAUGCUGCUUGGGAUAAAUAUGAUCCUGAUACUGAAGUUGACAGGAUUGAAUUAAAACAAGAACAGCAAAUAAUUGAAGCUAAAAAAGCACAACAAAAACAGAAUUCUAAAAAAAUUACAAAACAAGCUGCAAUGGAUAAAUUGGCUGCAACUGGAACUGAAUUGACAACUUGGGCUGAACAAGAACGUGAAAAAGGAAAUGAUGCUUUUAAAGCUGGUGAUUAUGAGGAAGCUCUUCAUCUAUACACAACAAGCCUAAUGAUUGAUUCAUCAAUAAAUGCUUACAAUAAUCGUGCAAUGACAUAUAUAAAACUUAAAAGAUUUACUGAAGCACUUGAAGAUUGUAACAAGGUACUUGGUAUGGAUUACACAAACAUCAAGGCACUUCUUCGACGAGCAACAACUUUGGAAAAUUUAAACAACAAAAAACUGGCUCUUAAUGAUUAUGAACUUGUUUUAAAACUGGAGCCAACAAAUAAAGUUGCAAUAAAUGGUGUCAAUAGACUUCGAGUACCAUGUGAAUCUAAAAAAGUUAGAAUGAAAAUUGAAGAUGAUGAUGAUGAAUAUGAAUUACGUAAACGUGAAUAUGAAUUAUGGAAACGUUAUCAAGAAGAAAAAAAUCAAAUAUGUUUUUGUGAAAAGGCACCAAGUUCAUCAAAAUAUCCAAGACCACCACCACAUAGAAAAGCAAGUUACUGUUAUGACAUACAAUUUAAUAAACCAUCUAAUAUUACAAAUAAUAAGUCAACAAAAAAUAAACUCAAUGGUGAAAAAUUAAAUUCAAAUUGUUCAAAAAUAAAUGAUGCUAUUGAUGUGACUGAUGAACAAAUGAAUUUGCCAUUAAAUAAUAAUUUUAUUAGCAAUAAAUAUUUAGAAAAUAAUAAAGAGUCAUCAGUUGUUAUUGAAGAAAUAAUUGAUGAUAAACCAGUUGAUGAGAAAAUUGUUGAAUCAAGUGAUAAAUCAAAUGAGGAAAAAAGUGUUGAACCAAUUGAUGUAUCAAUUGAAUCAAGUGAUAAAAAAAUUAAUAAACUAGUUGAUAAAAUAUCUGAUGAUAGCAGUAAUAAAAUAAUUGAUAAUAAUAUUAAUGCUGGCAAAACCAUUGAUGAUGAUGAUGAUGAUGGUGAUUCAGAUGACUUGAUAAAUAUAAAUAGAGCUUUAGAAUCACCCAAUGAAUUUAAUCGUGUAUGGAAUUCAUUUGGACCUAGUUCAAAUUUAAGUAGACAUGCAGAGUUGUUGAGAAAAUUAGGAGCUCACAAUUUAGCUAAACAUGUUGGAUUUGAAAUGGGAUAUUCCAUGUUGGUUACCAUGAUACAUUGUAUGAAGAAACAUUUUUGUCAUUCAAAUGAUGCCAAGUUGUUGAUUGACUAUCUAAAUGCAAUUACCAACGUCAAAAGAUUUUCUAUUGUUUCUAUGUUUAUUAAUGAAAGUGAUAAUCAAGCUUUAACAGAUAUAUUUGAAUUUUUGAAAAAUCAUCAAAAUCAUCUCAUCAACCAAGAAGAACUGAUUAAUUUAAAAUCUAAAUAUGGACUGAGCACACAAUGAUUAAUCAGGGAUCAAAAAAAAUAAAAUUAAAUAAACAAUUAUCCAUAAUUUUAUAUUAAUACUAAGCAAUAACGAAAAAAAAAAAAAAAAAAAGCCUUAU
This is a messenger RNA of Aphidius gifuensis, 2245 nucleotides long. It is a transcript of the gene Spag1, whose product is annotated as RNA polymerase II-associated protein 3. The transcript has 6 exons. Gene Ontology annotation, molecular function: heat shock protein binding. Lineage: Eukaryota; Metazoa; Arthropoda; Insecta; Hymenoptera; Braconidae. Gene Ontology annotation, cellular component: mitochondrion; cytosol. The record is from RefSeq and is a predicted model, not a curated record. The coding region runs from base 115 to 2145 and encodes 676 amino acids.